Molecule: messenger RNA, 8157 nt
Organism: Mercenaria mercenaria
Lineage: Eukaryota; Metazoa; Mollusca; Bivalvia; Venerida; Veneridae
Cellular component (GO): nucleus
Molecular function (GO): DNA binding
Source: RefSeq, a predicted model, not a curated record
AUGCCAAAGCCCUGCACAAGUUUCUGCAACAAAAGUGAGAAAGAAAUAUCUAUCACCAGCAAAGAAAGCCAAGACUGCCAAAUCUCCAGGGAGAGCGAAACGUCACUAUAUAAGGUAGAAAACGAAAACAUUUCUUUAAGAAAAGCAGCUAAAGAUAUGAAUAUUUCCUAUUCUUUCCUUCAAAGGAGGGCCAGUCUCAGCAGUGGUGCGGUGGACAUUGAAAGUAAAAAUGGACGUAAACCUGUGUUUACAAAUGCAGAGGAAGAAAAAAUGGCCCAUUACUUAUCUGAAAUGGCUGCUCGAGGUAUGGGUUUGAGAACAACAGAAUUUCUGAACUUUGUAGGAAAUAUCAUAAUAAAAGAAAAGCGCCCUAACCCAUUUACAGACAACACACCUGGCUAUAAAUGGUACAGAGGGUUUAUGGAAAGAAAUAAACAUACAGUUGAGAAAAGAACUGAAACACCUUUAGAAUCAUCAAGAGCUAAAGUUACCCCAUAUGUCAUUGACGAGUGGUUUCACAAAUAUCGGAUGUUUAUUUCAGACAACGAGUUACUAGAUAAGCCCGAGCGCAUUUACAAUGCUGACGAAACCGGAUUCACAAUGGGUAGCAAGUCAGGAAAAGUGAUUGGUCCAUCUAAAAGUGUUCAUGCUGGUCCUGUUCCACAUGUCUCUGGAGGCAAAAGUAAAGAACGUGUAACUGUUAUGUACUGCGCCAAUGCAGCAGGCACCGUGAUUCCGCCAUAUUUUGUGUUUGCUAAGCCAAAACCGGUGUCAUAUGACCACCUUGCAGGUACAGCAAAAGGUUCAGAUGCAGCUUACACUGAUAAGGGGUGGAUGGAUGUUCCUACUUUCAAGAAGUUUAUUGGUCAUUUAGAUAAAUAUGGCGAAAAAGAAAGGCCCAUCGUGCUCCUUAUUGAUAGUGUUGGAAGUCAUGUCAACAUAGAGUGUUUUAGUGAGGCAAAAGAACAUGGAAUAGAAAUCUACAGGCUAGUUAAAAAUGCUACACAUAUUAUGCAACCACUUGAUGUUGGCGUAUAUGGUCCGCUAAAAAGUGCAUGGUAUAAACAUUUAAGAGUACAUAACGGGGAACAUCCAGAUGAUCCUGUAAGUAAGAAAACCUUCGCAAGACAUCUACAUGCUGCCUUCAUGGAUUUCUACAAACCCCUCACUGUUCAGCAUGCUUUUACUUCAGCUGGUAUACUGUUUCAAAGAAGUUGCAUAGAGAGACCACAGAGUCUCCCAAGCAACUGCAUUCAUCCAAUGAAGCCAAGCAGAAUUCCGUGUUUGAGCUUCAAACCAGAGAGGCCCGCCAGUGCCCCCAACUUGGAAGAAUUAUUAACUUCGCCUAGUAUUCACACACUGAGGACCUCAAGUGCCGCCCACACAAGGCCUUGGAGGCCCUUCAGUGUGAUGCCUCAUACUACACAGUCUGAGGCCCAUCUUCCAAACCUAAGACUUGUAAAUAUGUUAGAAAGGACUAAGAGUGCUUCAGUUGAAAUACCCAUUAGUCAACCAUUGAAACCCAGCAGAAUUCCAUGGCCGAUCGUCAAAGAAGAGAGGCCCGCCAGUGUCCCCAUUUUGGACAUUGUAUCAACAUUGAAUAGUACUUACACACAGAGGUCCUCAAGUGCCGCCCACACAAGGCCUUGGAGGCCCUCAAGUGUGUUGUCUCAGCAUGUACAGCCUGAGUCACAUCUCCCAAACCCAAGACUUGCAAAGCUGUUAGACAGUGGAUGGAAAUCAGCUCCCAUCUUGCCAAGUUACCCGGUAGCUGGUCCGGAAUGUACCGCUCCGGUUUCGCCAAAUAAACCGAAGCGUCCUACCACGGCUAUCUUAUAUACUUGCAAAGAUACUAGCAGCACAAUCAGUACAAAUAUUAGCAAUUCAAGGUGCAGUAACCAAAGUUACAUCAGAGUCGACAGCCCCUGCAGAAAACCGAGCUGUAUUCCAGUUCCAAUGUGCAACACCCGGUCAAAAGAAGUGAGAAGUGAGGCACAUUCUGCAAGUCAACCAUCAAGUGCCAGGAGACGUAUUUCCUGUCAAGAUGAACCAACUACACUACGAACAGGUGAUAAGCCACAGAUACAACGAAGUCGUAUCCCUGUUGCUAAAUUCGUAUCUUCACUGCUGGGAAAAGUGAUCUUCUGCAAACCAAAACAGGUAGAUUCUCCACCAGAAAGUGCAAGAUCUACUCUUAAAAGUGAGAGAAGCAGAAUCCCGAUACUAAGACGUGAAUCACGGAAUGCUUCGGUACAAGAAUCCAUAAGUGAUUUUGACUCAAGUCAACCAGUCCCAUCUGUUGAAGCACAGGAAAUUGACAGUGAACUAUCAACGGCACAAAACGUGACCAGUGACAACAACAUGAAUCAAACCAUUCAAAUACCAGUACAGAAAAUCGAAAGCCUGGAAACCCUGGCAGAAAGAGUCGUUAUCGCCAACAACUUGAUGCAGAACUACGAGGUAUCGACACCAAAAAAUGUCAAAAGCCUAGAAUCCCUUACAGAAAAUGCAGAAAAUGUCAUCAUUACCGAUAGCUUGAUGCAAAACUACGAUGUACCAACACUAAGAAAAGCCAAAAGCCUAGAUUGUCAGAUUGAAAAUAUCAUUGAUGACAACUACUUGGAACUGAACAACGAGGUCAGAAGAAGUUUUGUAAGCUUGGCAGAAAAGGUUGUCCAUGAAAACAGCCUGAGGCAGAACACAGAGGUUCAAAGUCUGGCAUCGUUGACACAGAAAAUCGAAAGACUUAAAGACAUUGCUGACGAACUCGUUGUUGAUAACAACCUGAAGCAAGAAACCGAGACAACAGUUGCACAAGAAACGGAAAACUUACAAUCUACUGAGGAACCACAUGUUGUUUACCAGAACGUUCCAAGCCUGAAAGAGAUGACACAGACAGUUGUUGAAAACAUCCUAAGGCAGAACACAGAGGUAACACACCAGCAUAAUGUGGAAAGCCUGAAAUAUAUAAGACAAAGUGUUCCCGAAGACAACAAACUAAGACAGACCCUGGAUAUACUAAGCAUAAAGAAUGUUCCCAGCUUAAAUACGCUGACACAAAGCAUUCCCGAUGACAAGAAACUAAGACAGACCCCGGAUAUACCAAGUAUAAAGAAUGUUACCCGCCUGAAUACGUUGACACAAAGCGUUCCCGUUGACAACAAACUAAAACAGACCCCGGACAUACCAAGUAUAAAGAAUGUUCCCAGUCUGAAUACGCUGACACAAAGCGUUCCCAAUGACAAGAAACUAAGCCAAAUCACCGAAGUUCCAAACAUGAAACAUGCUGAAAUCCUAGAGUUUUUGACACACACAGUUGUUGAUGAUGAAAUGAUCAGAACGGACACUGAAAACCACAUACCUCAUGAGCCAGACGCAUUAAAAUCACUUGCGCAGAGGUCGCUUUCGGCAUACUGCAUUAGACAAAAUUGCGACAUCCAGAUACCAGCAAGACCAAAAAGCGUUGGUAUCAGUAAGUGCCAUAUUUCAAGAUCCCCCGAACCAAAACGACAAAUCUCGUCUGCCUCUACCGGAAGUUCAAGACCGCCAACCGGAAUGUCCGGCAGAUCAAAGAUGAGCAGUGACGAUAACGGACAUACUGGACAACAGUCUUCUAACAAAAUAGAUGACAGGUCAGUAAGAAAAUCUAGAUCCUGCUCCGUCAAUAGACCAACAUUAUCACGACCCCCGACUAGAAGAGCUAUCACAAGUCUUGAUGGUAUUUAUAUUAAUGAUGAUUAUGAUGAUGAUGAUGAUGAUGACAAUGAUAAUGAUGGCGAUGAUGACAAUGAUGUUGAUGAAGAAGAAGAAGAAGAAGAGGAUUGCUAUGAUGAUGACACCGAUAAUGAUAAUGAUGAAAAUGAACCUGAUGACGACGCCGCCGACAGUUUUAGACCAGAACCGGAAACAACCGACUCAGAAGAUGACGGAAUACCAGCAGACGAGUCCUGCAUUAGAAGAGUGGCAUCUCUAUCAAAAAUGUCCAGUACCCCCACAUGGACCGACUUCAGUUUUUCAUCUAUCGAGGCUCCGUCGCAUGAAAGCAGUUUAAUCUUUCCUUCCGGAGCCAGGUCACGACCUCCAACCGAAGCUUCUACUACGUCAUACAAGUCCAAUACCACAGACAACAGCAGCGCAAAGGAAAAGUCACGGCCUCCAACCGCAGCUUUUACUACGCCAUACAAGUCCAAUACCCCUGACAACAGCAGCGCGCAUGAAAGGUCACGGCCUCCAACCGCAGCUUCUACUACGUCAUACAAGUCCAAUACCACAGACAACAGCAACGCGCAGGAAAGGUCACGGCCUCCAACCGCAGCUUCUACUAAGUCAUACAAGUCCAAUAACCCAGAAAACAGCAGCGUGCAGGAAAGUUCACGGCCUCCAACCGCAGCUUCUACUGCGCCAUACAAGUCCAAUACCACAGACAGCAGCAGCGCACAGGAAAGGUCACGACCUCCAACCGCAGCUUCUGCUAUGUCAUCCAAGAUCAAUACCCAAGACAACAAGAGCGCACAGGAAAGGUCACGACCUCCAACCGCAGCUUCUGCUACGUCAUCCAAGAUAAAUACCCAAGACAACAUCAGCGCGCAGGAAAGGUCACGACCUCCAACCGCAGCUUCUACGAUGCCAGCAAUGUUCUAUGCCUCACACAGCAGUAGCUCGGAGGAAUCAUCUGAUGAAAUGGUUUAUAGAAUCACUCCGACCCCAGACGAACUCUGCGUUAAUAAGGUGGCGUCAUUAUCAGAAAUGUCUAGUACACCUACAUGGACUGAGUUCAGUUUUUCAUCUAUUGAGCCUCCAUCGCAUGAAAGCAGUUUCGUCUUUCCUUCUCCAGAAAGGUCGCGACCUCCAACAGGCGACAGCCGAGAAUCUUCUGAAGAAAAUAUUGACAUUAUGGAAAAGGAUGCCUGCGAAAAGGACGACCCAAAGAAGGACCUAGUCGACCUUGAUCUAUAUUUCAAGAAUUACAAAGAAAAAACAAAGUUUCCGUCAUUGGCGGAGUUGGCGGAAAGGGCAGUGAAAAAGAAUGAAUUGUUGGCAAUGAGCUUUGAAGUGCCGAAGAUUUCUAUGGUGAGAAUCGGAUCGCCAGACAGGAAGGCUGUUUCUCCGGUAACUGACUAUACAGAUGAGAUGGCCUUCUUCACAAACGUAUCAGUUACAGACGAAAAUGAACCAAGGCUAUGGUCACGUGCCCUGUCGCUACUGAAAGUAUGUGACUCUCCAGAUUGCGACACUCCGGUGUCAUUAAGCAGCUCAAUCUCUGAAUCAUCCCGAAGCACGAUGUCACAACACUCUGAUGACAUAAAUGAGGGCGGAGCAUCUGUAGAGGAUUGCCUUAUAACCAGCCCGACUAUUGACAGAAAUGCAAAAGUAAAGGAACCAUUUAUGGUGAAAGAUGAGAUGAAAAGCAACACCAAAGUGCUCCAGCUUGUCACAGCACUACACGAAAAUGACAACAAAGACAAGAAGGUCGCAAAGAUGUUACAUGACUUAAGACACAUACAACAAUUAGAAAAAGAGAUUAAUGGUAAACGUUUGAGAGAAAUGUUUGAAGAUGCUCGGCUUGUAGCUGAAAUAUUGAACAAUCAGGACAAACUGGCCAAUACAAUUGAGAAGAAGAAAAAGUUGGACGAAACGUUAUUGGAGCUUUACCAAGAAAAACUGGAGUUUGAUACAGAAUUUGACACCAUAGAAAAAUACCUGCACUGUGACAAGCUGGCCAAGACAUAUCACGUUAAAAGAAAUUUCCAGGAGUGUACUAUUGCAUACCUGGAACAUCAGCUGUGUUCGAAAAUUGAAAAGAGGAUCAUGAAGUAUUUUGGAAAGAUAAAGGAACCUAAAAUCAAACCAAGGAUGACAAAAAAUGCCCUCCGUUUACAAAGAGAAAAGGGUCUCAUGGUCAGACGGGACAGAGUAAAUAAAAUAGAGGAAGACUUGAAAUACGGAAAACAAAAACGGACCAGAGGGUUAUUUUUCAAACCGCCGGAGAACAAAAAUUACAAGCCCCUGCCUCCAGGACUGGAAGAAAAACUGAAAACCUUAAAGAAAAAGAAGAAAUGUAAAAACAUGUCUAGGUCACAUCCUGUGCCGCCGAGAACAACAAAAUUAGUGCACUUACGAACUAAUAACAAAAUGGAUAAAGCGACAAACAGGAAUCAGAAAAUGUCCACUGUCUCUGAUGGCAGAAAAAGUCGUGACAAAAAGACAUAUUCCCUAAUGGACAAAACAAAAUUGAAUGACAAAAUGGCAAUACCAGUAGAAAAUAAAAUGAAAAUGCAACCUAAUGCGAAUCAUAAAAAUAACAAAAAGGAAAAAAAUGGCCUAGAGGCUCCUAGCAAAAAAUCGCAAAGCAGCCAUAAAGCCAAAGAAACUGAAAAUGGACGUAUAGGCAAAACAGAGAACAAAAUUAAUAGAAUAAAUCAAAAUAUUCAUAGCAGGAAUGCAACACGUGUCACCGACCAGUCAGAAGUGGCUACGUCAGAAAUACGGCAAGAAGCGAAACAAACUGAAAAUGGACAUAUAGGCAAAACAGAAAACAAGAAUAAUAGAACAAAUCAAAAUAUUCAUAGCGGGAAUGCAACUCAUAUCGCCGACCAGUCAGAAGUGGCUACGUCAGAAAUGCGACAAGAACCCAAACAAAUAGAAAAUGGACAUAUAGACAAAACAGAGAACAAGAAUAAUACAGUAAUUCAAAAUAUUCAUAGCGGGAAUGCAACUCGUGUCGCCGACCAAUCAAAAGCCGUUACGUCAGAAAUGCGACAAGAACCCAAACAAAUAGAAAAUGGACAUAUAGACAAAGCAGAGAACAAGAAUAAUAGAAUAAAUCAAAAUAUUCAUAGCGGGAAUGCAACUCAUGUCGCCGACCAGUCAGAAGUGGCUGCGUUAGAAAUGCGACAAGAACCUAAACAAAUAGAAAAUGGACAUAUAGACAAAGCAGAGAACAAGAAUAAUAGAGUAAUUCAAAAUAUUCAUAGCGGGAAUGCAACUCGUGUCGCCGACCAAUCAAAAGCCGUUACGUCAGAAAUGCGACAAGAACCCAAACAAAUAGAAAAUGGACAAACAGGCAAAACAGAGAACAAGAAUGAUAGAAUAAAUCAAAAUAUUCAUAGCGGGAAUGCAACUCGUGUCGCCGACCAAUCAAAAGCCGUUACGUCAGAAAUGCGGCAAGAACCCAAACAAAUAGAAAAUGGACAUAUAGGCAAAACAGAUAAUAAGAAUAAUAGAAUAAAUCAAAAUAUUCAUUGCGGGGAUGCAACUUGUGUCGCCGACCAGUCAGAAGUGGCUACGUCAGAAAUGCGGCAAGAACCCAAACAAACAGAAAAUGGACAUAUAUGCAAAGCAGAGAACAAGAAUAAUAGAAUAAUUCAAAAUAUUCAUAGUAGGAAUGCAACACGCGUCGCCAACCAGUCAAAAGCCGCUACGUCAGAAAUACGGCAAGAAGUUAAACAAACUGAACAUGGACGUAUAGGCAAAGCAGGGAACAAGAAUAAUAGAAUAAAUCAAAAUAUUCGUAGCAGGAAUGCAACACGUAUCGCCGACCAGUCAAAAGCCGUUACGUCAGAAAAACGACAAGAAGCCAAACAAACUGAAAAUGGUCGUAUAGGCAAAGCAGUGAACAAGAAUAAAAGAAUAAUUCAAAAUGUUCAUGGCAAGAAUGCAACACGUGUCGCUAACCAGUCAAAAGUGGUUAUGUCGGAAAUACGGCAUGAAGGUGCAAAGAAAGCCAACUCAUUCCCAAACAAAGAUAUACCCCGAAAGCCCAUUCAGUCUCGAAAAGCACCUUCAAAGUUCAUCGAGAUAAAAUCGGCCAGUGCAGGCCAAUUGCAAAAAAGAGAAAAUGUUCAAAAAAGGACAUAUGUUAAAGACAAAAGACCUCUAAAGGCCUUUACUGGUAUUAAAAAUAUAAUAAAUGUCGGUUUAGAUACACAAGAGCAUGUACAGGUUAAUACAAAUGGUAAUGAUACUGCAAAAAUAAACAGCAGCACAUUAAAUCGACAAAAGAUGGAGCCCAGAAAAUUACGGCAACAAGAGGUGCCAAAAGAAGUUGAACACAGAAACCACAAUACUAAACUUCCACGUAUUGUUUCACAGCAAGAAAAACAAGAAAUGGCUCAGUCACUCUCAGAACUAACUAUGGUUGGAACUAAAUGCAAGUAA